GGUGUUGACUGAGAAUAAUCAACUCUUUGUAUGAAUAGGUCUUCACCUGCGUUCUAACUAAAACACAUUCGCAUAUUUUCGUUAUACAGAUCGGUUGGUCGAAAAGCGAUCUAUUUUCAAGAGGAGACUUAUGGCUGAGCUAGCAGUGGCACUUUUACCGUUUGCAGUCGAGAGGCUUUGGAACCUCCUUGUCCGAGAAACUGGGCGAUUUCAAGGAGUUGAAGAGCAGUUCAAGGGAUUAAAAAAUGAUGUGGAUACGUUAAGGUGCUUUUUGAAAGAUGCGGAGGCCAAGAAACAUUCAAGUGAAAUGGUGAGAAAAGUUAUCAAAGACAUCAAAGAAAUUGUUUUUGAUGCAGAAGAUAUCAUAGAAACCUUUCUUCUGAAGAAAGAACUCGGAGAAUCAAGCAGCAGCAGCGUCAAAAGAUUUGCAUAUGUCACUGUGAAAAGCAUGGUGCUUGGGUUUGAUAUGAAAGCCAUAAGCAAGAGGAUCUCUAAGGUGAUCCUUGAUAUGCAGAAUCUUGGCGUACAGAAAGUAAUCAUCAAUGAAGAGUAUAUGCAGUCUCUGCUGGUAAAAGAAAGAGAAAUGCGACAAACAUUUCCUACAAGUGACGAAGACCAUCUUGUUGGGUUAGAGAGAAGUGUUGAGAGAUUGGUUGGCUAUUUGGUGGAGGAGGAUAGCAGUCAAGUGGUUUCUAUAACUGGGAUGGGAGGUCUUGGUAAAACCACACUCGCAAGACAAGUUUAUAAUCAUGAGACGAUAAAAAGUCAUUUUCUAGGAGGAUUAGCGUGGGUUUGUGUUUCGCAACAGUUUGAAAGGAAGUGUGUCUGGCAGACAAUCUUGCAACAACUCAGGUCAGAAUGCGAUGUGUCAAAGAUGAUGGAAGGCGAACUUCUGAAAGAGAUUGUUCGAGUGCUGGAAACACAAAAGGCUUUGAUCGUCAUUGAUGAUAUAUGGAGAGAAGGAGACUGGGACCUAAUCAAGCAUGUGUUUCUGCCAAAAAAAGGCUGGAAGGUAUUACUUACUUCUCGCAAUGAGGAAGUGGGAUUACAUGCAGACAGACAAUGUGUUAACUUCAAACCAGAAUGCCUAACUUUUGAAGAAAGUUCGGAUCUUUUUCAAAGGAUAGCAUUUCCUAUUAAAGACACAGCUGAAUUUAAGAUUGAAAAAGACAUGAAAGAAAUCGGUAUGGAGAUAAUUAGACAUUGUGGAGGUCUACCACUGGCUAUUAAGGUGUUAGGGGCGUUGUUAGGUAAGAAAUACGCAUUGCAUGAGUGGAAAAGGAUACGUGAGAACAUUAAAGCUCCGACCGUUAGAGGGAGUGGGUCUGACGACAGAAAUUUCAAUUUGAAGGUUUACGGUGUUUUGUAUCUGAGUUUCGAAGAGCUGCCUGCCUAUUUGAAGCAGUGCUUCCUUUACCUUGCUAGUUUUCCAGAAGAUUAUGAGAUACAUACGAAGAAACUUUCCUAUUACUGGGCUGCAGAAGGAAUACUAAGGCCAAUGGAUUUUGAUGGAGCGAGCAUUCGAGAGGUUGUAGAUGGAUACAUAGAAGAAUUGGUUAAGAGAAACAUGGUUAUUUCUAAAAGAGACGUUGAUACUUCAAGAUUUAAAACACUUCAGUUGCAUGACAUGAUGAGAGAGGUUUGUUUACGCAAAGCUGAAGAAGAGAAUUUCGUACAAACCAUUUGCAGAUCAACUGCAAAUUCGAAAUCUCCUUGUAAAUCUCGCAGACUUGCUGUUGUACGUUUGCGUGAUGAAACUUUUAAUGUCGAUAAGGAGGUGAAGAAUCCAAGCCUUAGAACUAUCUUGUUUAUCGACUGCAUAAUAUGGAAGGCAACAAGUUUAUUGUUUACAAGGCAUAAGCUGAUAAGAGUGUUAGAUCUCUCUGAGGUCGAGUUUGAAGGAGGGAAGGUACCCUCUAGCAUCGGGAAGCUCAUCCACUUGAGAUAUCUUAGUUUAUAUGAGACAGGUGUAACUCAACUGCCUUCUUCUAUGCGGAAUCUGAAGAAGCUUCUCUAUUUAAACCUAGCUGUGUAUGGUGAAGUCUACAUCCCCAAUAUCUUGAAUGAGAUGCGAGAAUUGACAUUCUUGUGGUUGCCAAAGAGAUUACAUGAUAAGAUAAAGUUGGAAUUGGGAAAUCUGGUCAAGCUGGAGACGUUGAAGAAUUUCAACACAAAGCACGGGAGAUUGACGGAUCUACAGGGUAUGACACGGCUCAGAUCUCUCUCUAUCUCUAUUACAAACGAGAGUUGUACCACAAAGACUCUAUCUUCAUCUCUAAGUAAACUUUCACGCCUGGAGAGUCUUACUAUAGAUAACAAGAACAAGUUUUAUAAUCCCACGAAUGAUGAUGAAGAAGGAUUUGUUUGGGAUUUUGUUAAUCUCAAACAGCUGUGGUUGGAGAUAUAUAUGCCAAGGUUACCUGAUGCACAACACUUUCCUUCUCACCUUAAAGCCAUUAAGCUAACUUUUUGUCGUUUGAAGGAGGAUCCAAUGCCGAUUCUAGAGAAGUUGCUUCACUUGAAAGAGAUUUGUUUACAAUUUCGAUCUUUCAGUGGGAGAAGAAUGGAAUGCUCAAGGGAUGGGUUUCCUCAACUGCAGAAGCUAGAAUUUAGGGGAUUAGAGGAGUGGGAAGAGUGGAUAGUAGAAGAAGGCUCCAUGCCCCUUCUCCAUACUCUCAGAAUUGACGAUUGCAGAAAAUUAAAGGAGCUUCCUGAUGGGCUGCAAAUAAUCACUAACUUGGAGGACCUGAUUGUUUGUAAUAUGGGAGAUGAGUUCAAUUUGAGAUUGUCGGAAGGAUACUUGCCUUCUCACCUUACAACCAUAUCGCUAAGUGGCUGUCGUUUGACAGAGGACCCAAUGCCUAUUUUAGAGAAGCUUCUUCACUUGAAAGAUGUUAGUUUAGAUUAUCGAUCUUUCUGUGGGAGGAGAAUGGUUUGCUCGAGGGGUGGGUUUCCUCAAUUGCAGAAGCUACAAUUCAAGAGAUUAGAGGAGUGGGAAGAGUGGAUAGUAGAAGAAGGCUCCAUGCCCCUUCUCCAUACUCUCAUAAUUUACUAUUGUCCAAAGUUAAAGGAGCUUCCUGAUGGGCUGCGAUUCAUCACUUCUUUGAAGUGUCUGGUUUUUUAUAAUAUAGGGAAGAGAUGGGAGAAGAGACUGUCGAAAGGAGGAAAAGAUUAUUACAAAGUCCAACACAUCCCUUCUGUUACAAUUCUAUGAUUGAUCUCGGCAAUGAUGAGUCAGACAGCAGCUGAAGGAGACUCUCAGCAAUUACGGACUAUCAGUGGCAAACAGAGAUUUCCAUGGCACACAAGGAGUGGAUGACGCAGUGAAGCUGUUCGACAAAAUGUCUUACUGAGGACACUUGAUCUCCUGCACUGCUUUUAGUUUUUCAAGAGAGAUAGAGAGAUGUAUUUAGGGAAGUGAAGCUGUUCGAGGAAGGUUCUCAUGUAACCUUUGUUGACUGAGAGAGGUGAAAUAUAUUAAGAUUCUUAUAUAUAAGAUUUCUCUUUACAUUUUCUUCCAUCUGUUCUUCUCAAGCGACUAGGCUUUUUGAAAAUUUCCGUAUAGAACUGUGUUGAAACUCUUUGCUUGCCUCUGUAUAAAAGAUUUAUGGAUUUGAUUUAA
Messenger RNA from Brassica oleracea var. oleracea, 3622 nucleotides. RefSeq names its product probable disease resistance protein At1g59620. The record is from RefSeq and is a predicted model, not a curated record. Lineage: Eukaryota; Viridiplantae; Streptophyta; Magnoliopsida; Brassicales; Brassicaceae. The coding region runs from base 131 to 3214 and encodes 1027 amino acids. Gene Ontology annotation, molecular function: ADP binding. Gene Ontology annotation, biological process: defense response to other organism. The transcript has 5 exons.